Messenger RNA from Cutaneotrichosporon oleaginosum, 2139 nucleotides. RefSeq lists its product as uncharacterized. Gene Ontology annotation, cellular component: catalytic step 2 spliceosome. The record is from RefSeq and is a predicted model, not a curated record. Gene Ontology annotation, biological process: mRNA splicing, via spliceosome. Gene Ontology annotation, molecular function: RNA helicase activity; ATP binding; RNA binding. NCBI's taxonomy places the organism in Eukaryota, Fungi, Basidiomycota, Tremellomycetes, Trichosporonales, Trichosporonaceae.
CCUCUCCACCACAACCUGCACAAUGGCCGGUCCCCUCUCCGUGGAGGACAUCCUCGCCAAGCAAAAGGCCGAACGCGAGGCCGCUGCAAAGCCGAAGUUCAUGACCAAGGCGAUGCGCGAGAAGCUCGCGGCGGAGAAAGCUGCCCUCGAGUCCUCGUCCUCCAAGGAGAAGGAGCGGGCGGAGCGCGAGCGCCGGGAACGGCUGGAACGCGCUGCAGCCGAGGAGCGGCGGAGGGCCGAAGCCUCCAGGCGCGAGCGCGACAGGGAGCGUGACACGCGCGAUGGCGGGCUCGACUACCGCGGCGGCGACUAUCGCGACCGCGACCGCGGUGGGCGGCGGGACGACCGGCGCUUCGAUGACCGGCGCGAGGGGCUAGGCCCCGGCCGCGGGGGGCGGCGGGAUGACCGCCGCGGCGCGAAUGGCGCUGGGCCAAGUCGGAAUGGCGCACCCAACGGUGCUGGGACGGGCGACGAGCUGGAUACGAUCAAGAAGCGGUAUCUUGGGCAGAAGGAGGAGGUGAAGAAGCCGUGGAUGCGCAAGGCGACGAACAAGAACGCCAUCUUCGACUGGAGCGCGGCGGACGACACGUCGGCGCAGCCCCUUUGGGCGCCUAGACAGGAGCUGCCCCGCAGCGCCGCGGCGAGUAGUGUGGGCUCACCCGCUCCUGGCGAGAGCAAGUUCACAGAUGCGCUGGAACGGCGGCGUGCCGGCAAGGGCGGUAACGACGACCGGCAUUGGAGCGAGAAGCCCCUGAGCGAGAUGAAGGAGCGCGACUGGCGUAUCUUCCGCGAGGACUACAGCAUUUCGUCUCGUGGGGGCAGCAUUCCGAACCCGCUGCGUACGUGGCGCGAGAGCGCGAUCCCCGAGAACAUCUGCGAUAUUGUCGACACGAUCGGGUACACGGAGCCCUCGCCGAUUCAGCGGCAGGCCAUCCCGAUCGGUCUGCAGAACCGCGACUUGGUCGGUCUCGCCAAAACAGGUUCCGGGAAGACUGCUGCGUUCUUGAUCCCCAUGCUCACGUACAUCUCGCGGCUGCCGCCGCUGGACGAUGACAACCGCCACCUGGGCCCGUAUGCCCUGAUUCUCGCGCCGACGCGUGAACUGGCGCAGCAGAUCGAGGCCGAAGCGGCAAAGUUCUGCGGGCCCCUCGGAUACACUUGUGUGUCGAUUGUUGGUGGCCGCAGCGUCGACGAGCAGCAGUUCAACCUCCGCAACGGUGCGCACCUCGUUAUCGCGACGCCCGGUCGUCUCAAGGACAUGAUCGACAAGAGCAUACUCGUCAUGUCGCAGUGCCGGUACGUGGUAAUGGACGAAGCGGACAAGAUGGUCGACCUCGGCUUCGAGGCGGACCUGACGUUCAUCCUCGACGCCAUGCCCCGGCCCAAGGAGGAGGGCGAGAAGUCGGACCGCGUCAUGACACUUUUCUCGGCGACCAUGCCGCCGGCGGUCGAGCGCCUCACGAGAAAGUACCUCCGCAAGCCGGCGACCGUGACCAUCGGCACGGCGGGUGAGGCGGUCGACACGGUCGAGCAGCGCGUCGAGUUCGUCAGCGGCGAGGAGAAGAAGAAGGCGCGCCUGCAGGAGAUCCUGCGCAACAUCGGCCUGCCUCCGCCCAUGAUUGUAUUCGUCAACCAGAAGACGACGGCCGACGUCGUCGUCAAGUACGUGCAGCAAGCGGGGCGGAGCGCGACGACGCUCCACUCGGGCAAGAACCAGGAGCAGCGCGAGGCGAGCCUCAAGGCUCUGCGCGAUGGCGACGUCGAAGUCCUCGUGGCUACCGACCUUGCGGGCCGUGGUAUCGACAUCACCGAUGUGUCGCUCGUCAUCAACUGGCAGAUGACGGACACGAUCGAGAAGUACGUCCACCGUAUCGGUCGUACCGGCCGUGCUGGCAAGGAGGGUCUCGCCAUCACGUUCCUCGACAACAACGACGAGGAGGUCAUGUUCGAUCUUAAGCAAGAGAUCCAGAAGUCGGCCCGGUCAACAAUGAACCCCGAGCUGGCGCGCCACGAGGCAGCCAGGCAAAAGAUAACACGCGAGAUGAAGCGCAAGCGCGAUGAGUUUGACGACUAGUCUCACCGGUUCAUAGAGUAUUACAAUGCCAAAAUAUAUAUACAACCAUGCACUAUGUGCGCUCU